Molecule: messenger RNA, 5356 nt
Organism: Hippoglossus stenolepis (Pacific halibut)
Lineage: Eukaryota; Metazoa; Chordata; Actinopteri; Pleuronectiformes; Pleuronectidae
Gene: tll1
Product: tolloid-like 1
Exons: 22
Coding region: 487-3573 (1028 amino acids)
Biological process (GO): proteolysis
Molecular function (GO): zinc ion binding; calcium ion binding; metalloendopeptidase activity
Source: RefSeq, a predicted model, not a curated record
GGCAGGAUUAGUCGCGAGCAGCAGAGACAGCGCGCUCCGGUAAUCUCCCGGUAAAUGGUGGGAGACGCGCACGUUCGGAACUGCCAUUGCCUGACCGACACCGGGGCCCCCUCCUCCUCCUCCUCCUCUGCCUCCUCCUCCUGCUCCCUCGGAGACCCCUGAGAUGACCCGGGCACUUGGGGCAUGAUGGGCCGCCUGGUGCCGACGCGCCCCGGGCAGGUAACAGCCGCCUCACCUGCACAGCGGGGGGCACCGGAGCUCCUCAGCGGACACUUUGCUGAGCGCCAGGCUACUUGGACCAUGGGGGAGAGCAGCCCGGCACAGUGACUCCCGGCAGCCCGAGAAACCCACAGCCACGACUGUCACACACUGCGGACACCGAUCUUCAGCCAUGACCCGUUAGGUUCCUGCCGGAGGGAGGAUUGACCAUCUCCUGACACCGCGGGAGACGAGCAGAGGCCUUUCUUCGGUUGUGUCAGUCUGCAGAUGGACCGAGUGCCCCCGGCACUGGCCGCUAAGAUGCGCUGGAUCAUGCUGGUGCUCGCCGGCUUGACUUUCUGGGGCAAAGUGACGAUUUGUAACUGUUUCGACUACGAGGAGCCAGAAUACGACUAUUACGAGGAGGAGAGAGCGGAGACCAUUGACUACAAGGACCCGUGUAAAGCCGCUGUUUUCUGGGGCGACAUCGCUCUGGACGAGGAGGACCUGCGAAUGUUCCAGAUCGACAGGACGAUAGACCUCACGCAGCACACACACAUGCACACACACUCCCGGCAGGGCCACACGUCUGGCGGCCUAGAGGAACAUGAAAUCGCAAAGAAGAGAGGGUCGUUAUACCUGCUGCUGGACAGAAUACGUAGAUUUGGUUUCGAUUAUCUCCCCAAGAACGUCAGCAAGGGAGCUGCCGGUCCCAAGAGCCAAACUGGGAAAGGUGGGAGGACUGGGAGCGCGGUGAAGAGCCGGAUCCCUCGAGCGGCCACGUCUCGAGCGGAGAGGAUAUGGCCCGGAGGAGUCAUCCCCUACGUCAUAGGAGGAAACUUCACUGGCAGCCAGAGGGCCAUGUUCAAACAGGCCAUGCGUCACUGGGAGAAACAGACGUGCGUAACUUUCAUUGAGAAGACAGAUGAGGAAAGCUACAUCGUGUUCACCUACAGACCCUGUGGGUGUUGUUCCUAUGUGGGUCGUCGUGGCAACGGGCCCCAGGCUAUCUCCAUAGGCAAGAACUGUGACAAGUUUGGCAUCGUGGUGCACGAGCUGGGCCACGUCAUCGGCUUCUGGCACGAGCACACGCGGCCCGACCGCGACGAUCACGUGACCAUCAUCCGGGACAACAUCCAACCAGGCCAAGAGUAUAACUUCCUCAAGAUGGAGCCAGGGGAGGUGAACUCCCUCGGGGAGCCAUAUGAUUUUGAUAGCAUCAUGCACUACGCUCGGAACACCUUCUCACGGGGGAUGUUCCUCGACACCAUCCUCCCGUCCAGAGAUGAAAACGGCGUCCGGCCUGCUAUCGGCCAGCGGACCAGGCUCAGUAAAGGAGACAUUGCACAGGCAAGGAAGCUGUAUAGAUGUCCAGCAUGCGGGGAAACGCUUCAAGAGUCAACGGGCAACUUCUCGUCUCCUGGUUACCCAAACGGAUACCCUUCAUACACGCACUGUGUGUGGAGAAUAUCUGUUACACCUGGAGAAAAGAUCGUUCUGAACUUUACCACCAUGGACCUGUAUAAGAGCAGCCUGUGCUGGUAUGACUACAUCGAGGUCCGGGACGGAUACUGGAGGAAAGCUCCGCUGCUCGGCAGGUUCUGUGGAGAUAAAGUUCCUGACGUCUUGAUUUCCACCGACAGCAGAAUGUGGAUUGAGUUCCGCAGCAGCAGCAACUGGGUGGGAAAGGGCUUUGCUGCCGUUUAUGAAGCGAUCUGUGGGGGGGAGAUCACCAAGGACUCGGGACAGAUUCAGUCGCCCAACUACCCCGAUGACUACAGACCGUCCAAAGAGUGUGUGUGGAGGAUCACUGUGGCCGAGGGCUACAACGUCGGGCUCAGCUUCCAGGCCUUCGAGAUCGAGAGGCACGACAGCUGCGCGUACGACUACCUGGAGGUUCGGGACGGCCCCCUGGAGACCAGCCCCCUGAUAGGUCGCUUCUGCGGCUACGACAAACCCGAGGACGUGCGCUCCACGUCCCACACGCUCUGGAUGAAGUUCGUCUCAGACGGGACGGUCAAUAAGGCCGGCUUUGCUGCUAACUUUUUCAAAGAGGAGGAUGAGUGUUCCAAGCCAGACAAUGGCGGUUGUGAACAGAGGUGUGUAAACACUCUCGGCAGCUUCAAGUGCGCCUGUGACCCCGGCUAUGAACUGGCUCCUGACAAGAAGAGCUGUGAAGCGGCGUGUGGCGGCCUUCUCUCGAAGCUCAACGGCACCAUCAGCACCCCCGGUUGGCCUAAGGAGUAUCCACCCAACAAGAACUGCGUGUGGCAGGUGAUCGCUCCCAACCAGUACCGCAUCUCCAUGCAGUUUGAGGCCUUCGAGCUGGAGGGAAACGAGGUGUGUAAAUACGACUACGUGGAGGUGCGGAGCGGCCUCUCCUCCGACUCGAAGCUGCACGGGAAAUACUGCGGCACCGAGGUCCCCGAGGUCAUCACCUCUCAAUACAACAACAUGCGGAUUGAGUUCAAGUCGGACAACACGGUGUCCAAGAAAGGAUUCAAGGCCCACUUCUUCUCAGACAAGGAUGAGUGCAGCAAGGACAACGGCGGCUGCCAGCACGAGUGCAUCAACACAGUGGGCUCGUACGUUUGUCAGUGUCGCCACGGCUUUGUGCUGCAUGAGAACAAACAUGACUGUAAGGAAGCUGAGUGUGAGCAUAAGAUCCACAGCCCCAGUGGGACCCUGAGCAGCCCCAACUGGCCAGACAAGUAUCCCAGCCGCAAGGAGUGCACCUGGGACAUCACGGCCACGCCGGGCCACCGAGUCAAGAUCAGCUUCAGUGAGUUCGAGAUCGAGCAGCAUCAGGAGUGUGCGUACGACCACCUGGAGGCCUUCGACGGGGACACCGACACGGCCGCCAUCUUGGGCCGGCUGUGCGGCAGCAAGGUCCCGGAGCCGCUGGUCUCCACCGGGAACAAGAUGUACCUGCGCUUCAUCUCUGACGCCUCAGUGCAACGCAAGGGCUUCCAAGCUACACACUCCACAGAGUGCGGAGGUCGUCUGAAAGCAGACGCCCGUCAGAAGAACCUCUACUCCCACUCCCAGUUCGGAGACAACAAUUACCCCGGUCACACCGACUGCGAGUGGCUGCUGACGGCAGAGCAGGGCUACGGCAUCGAGCUCAGCUUCAUCACCUUCGAGGUAGAGGAGGAGGCCGACUGUGGGUAUGACUACAUCGAGCUGUACAACGGGUACGACGCCAACUCCCAUCGACUCGGACGCUUCUGUGGCUCAGGGCCCAGGGAGGGGAUUUACUCGCCCGGGGACGCCAUGCUGAUCCGUUUCCACAGCGACGACACCAUCAGCAAGAAGGGCUUCCACAUCCGCUACACCAGCACCAAGUUCCAGGAGAGCCUCCACACCAGGAAGUGAUGUCACACGGGGCCCGUGACCUCCUCUGACCUCUGCGCAGCCCCGCCACUGUUACCCUGACCUUCGCCAUGGCAACGAGAAAAGUACAGCCUGUCCCCCCCUCUCUUCCGUGGACGUUUUUUUUUUUUUGUGGAGACGUGGACGUUUUGUGGGGAAGAAAAACAAUACUUCCAUGAACGUGUGUUUCCACCCGGGGGUGCGCGGCAGGUCAUCGCAACAGGAAAACGCAAAACGAUGAUCAAUACGAGUUUCUCCAAAUGGGGGGGAAAUGUGCUUUUCACGACUGCACAUCAGGCGAACCUUUGUUCAGAGGGUCGCAGACAAUCAGUUUGCUGAGAUUCUCUUUGCACAACAGGAGACUACAAACACACACACACACACACACACACGCACACACACUAGAUCCAUAUUCAGAGGUUUGAACUGCGGAUGCUGAACCUGGAGUCUCCUCCGGCUCCUCGAUCCUUGAACUGUGCGACGUACUGUGAUCAGACUCAUCAGCCUCAGUGACGGAAAAACAGAUGUUUUUAUUUUUUUGCCUUGGGAACUGGUCUCGUCGAACCCAGCUCAAAAAAUGGCUGCAGAUGAUUUUACGUCAUGUCUUAUUGUAUAAGCCUACUGUGUUUACUGUAUGUGUGUGUGUGUGUCUGUGUGUGUGUGUGUGUCUGUGUGUGUGUGUGCAGAGAAAAGAACAAACAAAAAAGGCCGGGGUCCAUCCUUUGCCCUUUUUAUGCUUAAAGCUUAAAAAAAAACCCCAGACGACCGUCGUGCAACGGAAAAGAAACAAAAGAUUAAAAAACUGUAAAUGGAGACUUUCUAAGUGAUCUGUGAUGUUAACGGUGAGCCUUGCUUUGUGUCGUGUGUCCUGCUUUUUUUGAUUUUUCAUGGAUGUUUUUCAUGGAUGUUUCCCUCGUCGACCCCAGUAACCAUACGAUUCUUAGUUUUUCAAGUGGAUAUAUCGGAAAGGGAAUAUUUUUUCUCAGCUGUCUGACAGGAGUCUGAUGGAAGAAGAGAUUCCCGUGGUGCUAAAAUAAUACAAAAAAACACACUGACUGACUGAAUGAAGGCUUUCCAAUGGAGACGGCCACUGCACUGCACCAACAGCACUAGUCCUGUGGAACUACAACUUUGCCUUAGAACCAAACGUCUGCUGGCCGAGGCCGUGCUGCGUCAGCGGAGACUUUUCUCCAGGUUGUUCGGCAGCGUGUUUCAUUUGUGUGAAGAUCUUGAAUGGUUUCAUCGUGACAAAUACAAAAAUAAAAAAAGAGAAAUACAUGGGAAGUGUAGUGUGUGAGAUAGUGUGUUUUAACGGUGCAUGUGUGUUCAUGUCAUUUUUUUGUAGCUAAUUUCAGACACACACACACACACACGUUGCUUACAUGCACACAAAUACACAAAAGUCAUUUUUUUUCUUUGUGCAUUUCCCACCUGGUAUCUGAACGCACACUUCUCCCCUGUGUAAGCAAAAGUGUUGUAAAGUUAAAGGAGUGUCAGAUGCAUCGUCUCUGUGUUGACUUCAUUAUGUGUAAGUGUGUGUUGUAGGAGAUCGUAGAGAAACAAUGUGUGAAUGUGUGUGUGUGUGUAUGUGUGUGUGUGAGUUUGUGUGUGUGUGUAAGCUGCAUGUUAAUAAGUUGACUCAUUCACUGCUGUACGUGCCAAGCUCCAGGUGACCCCUGACCCACUGUAGUUUUCUGUUUCAUCAUUCCACCUCUGUGUCUGUAGCUCAGAGACGCUGAGCAGACGUCCUCUGCAUCAGUCAAUAAAAUACACACAGGUAAAAAAA